AUGAUAUUUUAUAUUGCCUUGUAUCAUCAUCAUCUUUUUUUGGUAAAAAAUUUUUAUUCAGAAACCCUUAAACAACGUGAUUUACAAAUCUUAGAACUUACGAUGAAAAUAGAACAACUUGAGUGUUUACCGAAAAGUACUAGUCGAUGUGAUCCUGUCAGUCACGCCGGGUAUUUUGCAACAACAGCAACAUUGACAGAGUCAUCAAGUGAUUCGGUUGAUGAUCCGACAAAAUUUUGUUUAGGUGAAAAACAGUUCACAUCUAAUAAACAACAGGAUAUGUCAUCUCUGUUGCCAACAUGCAAUAUAGGUCAAUUGUUUACUAAUACCUCGACAAAUACACGCGGUAACAUACUUAUCCACUCUGCUUCAGUAAAUCAUGAUUAUAGUGGUAUUAAUAAUACUUUUCUACAGACUUCUAGAUUUUGUGCACCAGCCAUCCCAUCCAUAACUUCAUUCACAGACUUUGCAAGUUACCCUGAAAUUUAUGCUCAUGCAACUUAUCAUUAUAAAGACAAACAGAAUCUAAUCUUCACAAAACCUAUUACUACAACUUUCCACACCAACUUAUCUUCAUCUUGUUUGUUAACUUCUCGAAUAUGUUCCUCCUCGUCGUCUUCGUCGUCAUCUUCAAAUAUGAGCUGUGCGAUGCAUGCAGACGUACAGACACUUAAAAAUUAUAAAGAAUCAUCUGUUAUUACAUCAGUCAAUAGUAGCUGCCCAAUUGUACAUCAACAGCAUCACCGAAAAUAG
Schistosoma bovis is the source of this 753-nucleotide messenger RNA. Lineage: Eukaryota; Metazoa; Platyhelminthes; Trematoda; Strigeidida; Schistosomatidae. The record is from the annotation of a GenBank genome assembly.